Phaedon cochleariae (mustard beetle) is the source of this 1395-nucleotide messenger RNA. Lineage: Eukaryota; Metazoa; Arthropoda; Insecta; Coleoptera; Chrysomelidae. The record is from the annotation of a GenBank genome assembly.
AUGCCCAUCAAAAAUAUUUGCUGCUUAGGAGCGGGAUACGUAGGAGGACCAACUUGUAGUGUGAUAGCACUAAAAUGUCCGGAAAUAAAAGUGACAGUGGUCGAUUUGAGCAAAGAUAGGAUAGCACAAUGGAAUUCUGAUAAAUUACCCAUAUACGAGCCUGGUUUAGAUGAUGUAGUGAAAUCUUGUAGAGGAAAGAAUUUAUUUUUCUCUAGUGAUAUAACAAGUGCAAUUUUAGAAGCUGACUUGAUAUUCAUAUCAGUGAACACACCUACCAAGGCAUUUGGUAACGGAAAGGGACGAGCUGCUGAUUUGAAAUAUGUAGAAGGUGCUGCCAGAAUCAUAGCGGAUGUGUCAAAGAGUGACAAAAUUGUUGUCGAAAAAAGUACCGUGCCAGUAAGAGCAGCUGAAAGUAUUUCAAAUAUUUUGAUAGCCAAUCAGAGGCCAGGAGUUGCAUAUCAAAUUCUAUCUAAUCCAGAGUUUCUUGCCGAAGGCAGUGCCAUAAACGAUCUACUAUACGCUGACAGAGUUCUGAUUGGUGGUGAAGACACCCCUGCAGGCAGAGCAGCAAUAGAAGAAUUAAGUAGCGUUUACCAACACUGGAUUCCGAAAACAAAUAUAGUAACAAUGAAUACCUGGUCAUCCGAAUUAUCAAAACUAGCUGCAAAUGCUAUGCUCGCCCAAAGGAUAUCCAGCAUCAAUUCCCUAUCAGCAGUUUGUGAAGCUACUGGUGCCGAUGUUUCUGAAGUAGCAAGGGCAGUAGGUUUGGAUUCCAGAAUAGGUUCCAAGUUCCUACAAGCUUCUGUCGGUUUUGGAGGUAGCUGUUUUCAAAAAGACAUACUGAAUCUCGUUUACAUAUGCGAAAGUCUGAAUUUGCCUGAAGUAGCAAAAUACUGGCAACAAGUUAUAGACAUCAAUGAAUACCAGAAAACUCGUUUCACCACUAAGAUUAUUGAGUCGUGUUUCAAUACGUUGAGCGGCAAAAAUAUCUGUAUAUUUGGGUUCGCUUUCAAGAAGAACACUGGAGAUACUAGGGAGAGUCCUUCUAUUUUUGUUGCCAAGACAUUACUAGAUGAAGGGGCAUCUAUAAGAAUAUAUGACCCUAAGGUGGAACAAAAUCAGAUUUAUGAAGAUUUGGCCAACUCAGUGAUAUGUACACCCCCAGAGGAAUGGAGGCCACGUGUUUCUGUUCAUUCAGAUCCUUACAGUUGUUCGGAAGGUUGUCAUGCUAUCGUCAUUUGUACGGAAUGGGAUGAAUUUAUAAACCUCGACUACCAGAAAAUUUACUCAGAAAUGAUGAAGCCUGCGUAUGUUUUCGAUGGCAGGAAAAUUGUAGAUCAUCAGGCACUUCUCAAAAUUGGGUUUCACGUACAGACUAUAGGAAUGAGAUUAUAA